AUGUAUUCGUUUAAAAGCGUUGAACAUACUGGUCUUCAAAAUCUUGCUCAAACAUGCAUUGACAUCGGUGCUCGAUGUUCACGAUAUUUGGAAUGGCCGAAAGUCAAUUCGAGUGAUACUCCAAUUGCAACAGAUGAAGAUGUCAAUAUCAAAGCAGCAUUAAAAAAUGAAAUACAGGUUCCGUUGGAACUGAUGAAAGAUUUUGUACCGAUCUUCGACUCAUUGGAAUUUAGCAUAACACCUAUAAUACAUAUUGUCGUUCCAUCAUAUUAUGCGAUGAUCCAAUCAAAGUGUCAUUCUAAUUCAUUGGAUAGCAACAUUUUUGGAUUCGCCCUUUUGGCUAUCACCGACAAAUUCUACCAAACUACUCGAUUAAAAUCGAUAAAAGAUGGUCUACUCCUUAUAUGGCAAAUGAUGUCGAAAACGAUCGAAUGGAUCUCAUUAAUAACACGCGAAUUUGUAGAUUGCUCAACAACCGCCAUUGAAAAACCUCGAACUGACGAAUCUUUUGGUCUAUUUGCUAAAUUACCUAAUUCAUCAUCAGAACCUUCAAAAUCAAGCGUUAAAGAUGAACUUUCUGUUGAAUUAGCUCAGUAUAAUAAACUUUCAUUUUUGACUACUCCAGCUUUAGCUAAUCCAUCAUUACUAUUUCUUGAGUUUUAG
This is a messenger RNA of Adineta ricciae, 663 nucleotides long. The record is from the annotation of a GenBank genome assembly. Lineage: Eukaryota; Metazoa; Rotifera; Eurotatoria; Adinetida; Adinetidae.